This is a messenger RNA of Girardinichthys multiradiatus, 2026 nucleotides long. RefSeq names its product gastrula zinc finger protein XlCGF57.1-like. Gene Ontology annotation, molecular function: DNA-binding transcription factor activity; RNA polymerase II cis-regulatory region sequence-specific DNA binding. The record is from RefSeq and is a predicted model, not a curated record. Lineage: Eukaryota; Metazoa; Chordata; Actinopteri; Cyprinodontiformes; Goodeidae. Bases 177 to 1826 code for a protein of 549 amino acids. The transcript is spliced from 2 exons. Gene Ontology annotation, biological process: regulation of transcription by RNA polymerase II.
UGAGGUGUGGAAAACAAUAAUACAUUUAGUCAUGAUUUCCGGUUCCGCUGGCCCCGCCCCCUCUUCCCAAACACGUGGAUCUCUUCCGGGUUCUUCAUCCUUUGUUCUCUGUUCGUCAGCAGCCCAGAAGCGGGAGUGUUGAUAAAGCUGUAAGAGAGCUGCAGCAGCAGCAGUUGAUGAACUCUGGAAAGAAGUCCAGCAGCUUGAGGAACAUCUGGUCAAAGAAACUGGAGGGAAGCAGGAGCUCAAACAGCGGCAGGACGCAGCAGAGGAAGAGACACCAGAUGAUGGAUGAUGUUUUCCAGCCCAGAUUAGAUUUUAAAGAAGAGGCUCCUGAAGAACAGAGUCCUGAUAUGGACCAACAGGAGCUGGAGCUCCUCCACAUAAAGGAGGAAAGUGAAAGAAUCUGGGCCAGCCAGGAUGGAGAGCAACUGAAUGUGAAGGAGGAGACUGAUGAUACCAGGUUUCCAGUAACUGUUGUUCAUAUGACGAGUGAAGAGGAUGAAGAGAAACCUCUGUUCUCUCAGCUUCAUCAACACCAGACAGACGACAGAGAUCUUCCAAGCAGCAGCUCAACUGACCAGAUAAAAGCAGAAAUUAAAGUAGAGGACUGUGGAACAUCAGAAACCAGCAUAAACCCAGAUCUAAAUACUCAUGGAGGCUUUUCCAACUAUUCACUGACUAAAGACAGUGAAGAUGAUGAAGAGGAUGUGAAGCAUCAUGAAUCUGAGCUUAAACACUUGUCAGACUCUGAAACUGAAGACAGUGAGGAUGAUGAAGAGGAUGAUGUGAAGUAUCAUAAAUCUGAGCUUAAACACUUAUCAGACUCUGAAACUGAAGACAGUGAGGAGGAUUGGAAGGAGAGCAGGACUCCAGGGUCAGGCAGAAACACUGUCAACAAAUCUUUGAGCUGCUCUGAGUGUGGGGGAAAAUUUGCUAACAGACGCUCUCUUCAGAGUCACAUGACAUGUCAUCCAAGAUUAACGUCUUCAGAUUGUUCCGGUAAUGAGACUUGUUUCAGAGAAAAGAAAAUUAUAGAUUCACUGACAAAUGUCCAGAAAGGUAGUAAAACGUUUAAUUGUGGUGAGUGUGGUCAAGGUUUUACCAGGAAAUAUAAUUUAAAACAACACACAAAAGUCCAUACUGGGGAGAAACCCUUUAGUUGUGAUGCAUGUGGAAAAAGAUUUGCCUACAAGUCAAAUUUAAACAUACACAUGAGAAUUCACAAAGGAGACAAAGCCUUUGGUUGUGAUGCAUGUGGAAAAAGAUUUGUGCAGAAGUCAACUUUAGAUAAACACAUGAGAAUCCACACAGGAGAUGAACCUUUUGUUUGUGAUGCAUGUGGUAAACGAUUUGCAGUCAAAUCAAAAUUAAACACACACAUGAGAAUUCACACAGGAGAUAAACCUUUUGGUUGUGAUGCAUGUGGAAAAAGAUUUGUCUUCAAGUCACAAUUAAACACACACAUGAGAAUCCACACAGGAGACAAAGCCUUUGGUUGUGAUGCAUGUGGAAAAAGCUUUGUGCAGAAGUCAACUUUAGAUAAACACAUGACAAUCCACACAGGAGAUAAACCUUUUGGUUGUGAUGCAUGUGGAAAACGAUUUGCAGUCAAGUCACAACUAAACACGCACAUGAGAAUUCACACAGGAGACAAACCUUUUAGUUGUGAUGCAUGUGGAAAAAGAUUUGCCUGGAAGUCAUAUUUAGACAAACACAUGAAAAUCCACACAGAAGACAAACCCUUCGCCUGUGAUGCAUGUGGAAAGAGAUUUUCCUGGAAGUCAUAUUUAGAUAGACACAUGAAAAUCCACACAGGAGAUUAACAUUUGCUUGUGAUGCAUGUGGAAAAAGUUGUGCUUCAAAAUCAUAUUUAUACAAACACAUGACAAAUCCACACAGGAGAGAAAAAACAUUUGGUUCAGAUGCUUGUGGCAACUUCUUUGCCUUCAAGUCAUCUUUAAACAUACACACAAGAAUCCAAACUGGAGAGACACUUUUUUGAUGAAAUAAAAGAUAAACCCUU